Molecule: messenger RNA, 3830 nt
Organism: Planococcus citri (citrus mealybug)
Lineage: Eukaryota; Metazoa; Arthropoda; Insecta; Hemiptera; Pseudococcidae
Product: diuretic hormone receptor-like
Exons: 13
Coding region: 732-2132 (466 amino acids)
Biological process (GO): adenylate cyclase-modulating G protein-coupled receptor signaling pathway; cell surface receptor signaling pathway
Cellular component (GO): plasma membrane
Molecular function (GO): diuretic hormone receptor activity; G protein-coupled peptide receptor activity; peptide hormone binding
Source: RefSeq, a predicted model, not a curated record
AUACAUUCGUAUCAUAAAAGCACAUGCGCUUGAGCCGCAACGACACCUGUUUCACAUUCAGAAAAACAGUUUCCUAUCGUGAGAUUUCAACGUUUUCAUUUAAAAUUUUUGCCGGCUCGCCAUUCGGCUGAUAUCUUCGCUUUCAACGCCAUCGUCAACGUCUUCGCGCCGUUUAGUGAUAAGAAACGAGACGUAGCCGCGUGAUUUAAACGAACCAUUGAACAUCGAAUUAAACUCUUUCCAAAAUGCAUUGUUUUGAAAAAUUUAUUGAUCAAAAUAAUUAUUUUUGUCGUUUGAGAUUCACAGUGAUAAACGCUUUUUAUUUUCUAUAAGGUCGCAAAUGCGUUUAUACAUUUUUAGGAUCACGUGGUGUGAAGUGGACCUGCAAGUAGUUGUUUGAUUGACCAAUAAAACUGUGAUUUAUUAUUUUUUAAAAUCAUUUUUGGUUCGUGAAAAGCUUCUCUUUAUUAUCCAUUUUUUUACAUGAUUUGAUAUCGCUGGUACCUAUUUUUCAUCUAUAAACUUCGAAGACCACCAAGCUGCUCAAUUGCUGCUUGAAAAUAAAUCAUGUUCAAUAAUUUUGAAAUGCUCCGAUGAUAUUUGUGCUGCAAAUUGAAACAAAAUCGUCGAGUGAUGUCAGUUCCUGUGGACAGCAUUCAUUUCUAUAAAUCUGGAGAUUGAGAGAUCUAAGUUAUGCUGAAAUGAUAAUAAUGAAUCAGUGAACGUCACCAAUGGAGAGCGAAAUCAUGGAUCCCGAAUUGGAAGAAGAAUUGAAAAGAGAGAAUUGUACGCGUGGUGGUCUAGCCACCGAUAAAAAUGUUCCUUCAGAGUACUGCCCGAGAACAUGGGAUAGAGUUAUGUGCUGGCCUCCAACAGCUCCUGGUACUCAAGCAAUUCAACCUUGCUUCAAAGAAUUCCUCGGUUUACUAUAUGAUAGUUCACAAAAUGCUACACGUUGGUGUGAUGAGUUUGGCCAGUGGAAUAAAACGGAUUACACCGAAUGCAAAGAACUGGAAACUACUGAUAGUGGGCCGGCGAUAAUUUAUUAUACCGGAUACACAGUUUCCCUUGUAGCACUCUCCAUUGCCGUUUUCAUCUUUCUUUACUACAGGGAACUAAGAUGUCUUAGGAAUACAAUACACACCAAUUUAAUGUGUACGUACAUAUUAGUCGGAUUCAUGUGGAUUCUCACCAUCACGUUGCAGGUCAUGUUCCAAGGUCAUGUGUCGAUGUGUAUAGUUUUGAUAAUAUUAUUAAAUUAUGCAACAUUGACCAAUUUUUUCUGGAUGUUUGUUGAAGGAUUAUAUCUUUAUAUGUUGGUUGUGCGAACUUUCUCUACAGAAAAUAUUAAAUUAAGAGCAUACUUACUAAUCGGCUGGGGUAUUCCUGUGCCCAUUAUAACAGUUUGGAGUAUAGCAAAACCUUUCGAAACUUUAGAUGUUGAGGGAAGCAAUAAAGCGAUGGCAGAGCAUUGCCCAUGGAUGAUACCCAGUAUCGCUGACUGGAUUUUCAAGUUCCCAGCUUUAUGCAUUUUGAGUCUAAACUCAAUUUUCUUAAUCAGAAUAAUGUGGGUAUUGAUUAUCAAGCUGAGAUCGACUAAUUCAGCAGAAACUCAACAAUACAGAAAAGCAAUGAAAGCCCUGGUGGUUUUAAUACCAUUACUAGGAAUCACAUACAUGUUAACUAUCGCAUUACCUACACAAGGAGUGGUAGCUACGUUUCUACAGUUCAUAAGGGAUGUUCUUCUUUCUACCCAAGGAUUUAUGGUAGCGAUAUUUUAUUGCUUUCUGAAUACGGAGGUUCGAAAUGCAAUUCGACAUCGUGCAGAAGUUUGGAGAGAAAACCGUGAAAUUCAUAGCGAACGACGUCGGUAUCCCAGUAGUAAAGAAUCACCUUUUGUUGGAUCAGAAAACGCUGAAAAUAUGAGAUUAUUUGGAAACCACGACGGUAGCUGUCGAGCGCAUUACUUGAAACGAGAAUCGGGGGCUAGUGACAUGACAACUGUUACUUACAUUGGGUGCUCAGCUUCAACGAGCGGUCGUUGUCGAUCAUUAUCGGGCUCAACAGCCUGUGCAACAACAAUGGCCAUAAGACCCGGUAUCUUCAACUCUUCAGUUACAAAUUGUGUUUGAAAAUUUCAGCAUUUAACUUCCUCCUUACGUAUCAAUUACCCAAAUUUGUGUUAAUGGUUGUUUUUUUCAGCUAAGUAUGUGUAUACGCGUUUUAGAUGUUCCCGCCCUUCGUAUCUUUUAUCUUCGCGUUUUAUAUGCUGUAAUUUUGUUAUUGAUGUUUUGCGUACCUGAAACGAUAUCCUAUGUUCUUUUAAAUUCUAAUUCGUUUAUGCAUCUGUUUGUUUAAUAUAUGUUUCAGACCAAGAAUGAAAAUAAAAAUGUCCAUUAAUUCGUAUAUUGAAAAAAUGCCUGUGAUGAUCUCUUAUUCUAUAUUUUUAUGUUUUAAACGUUUCUCUCACUUGUACUCAUUUAUACUUAUGUGUAGGUUAUGAGUGUGUUGCAAAAAAAAUUGACGUGUUCUACUAUGUGUGGGUUUUCUUCUUUUUUUUUCAAACUACUAAAAAUACGUGUGAAAGCUUUUUUUAUAAUUUUUAAAUCAUUUUUGUACAACGCGAUUUGUUUUAAUUUGAUGUUAUUCAUUUUUCGUUUGUGAAUGUAACUUUAAAAAAGCAAAUUCAAUUUUCAUAAUUAUUAAAGUACGAAAUGGGAGCGGAGAUAGUAUGUCAAAAUUUAUAGGAAUGCCUAAAAAAAGAAUACUUCCUGGUUCAGAUCACAUUCAGAUUAAUUUUACUAUUUCAUAAAUUCUUCAAAAAAAUUUCUACAACAAACGUGGUAUGAAAACCACAGGAAACAUUCAAUAAAUGCAAAACUUUCAAACCAAUUCAGAAUUAUUAUGAAACGAUUGUAAAAAUAACAAAUGUAAACAUUACAAUUUUAAAACUUCAGAAAAUUCAUUCGAAAUACUAUUAGUUUAAUACAUAUAAAUAAUAAACUCUUCCGUAAACUAAUAACGAAAUUACAAAAUUUUUGAACGUAUGUCGGUAGACAAGUAAACAUUAUAAUGUAAACACACAUAUCAUGAACUCAUCGUAUUGGAAAUGGGAAAAAAAUAUAUAAAAAUACUAAGGUUAAUUUAUCAGUCGUUCCGAAUGACUGUGAAACGUUCUGUGUUAUUUUAAAGUUACUACUGACUAUUAAAGAUGAUAUAUUUUAUAAGCGAUGUUUUGUAAUUAAAUUAUCAUCCAUUGGAACUCUUUAAAGGUUCCUUUAUAGCGACCAUAGAAAAGUUUCACAGAAAAGUUAAAUGCAUAGAUUCAAAUGGAUGUAUUUAUACUUUCCAUAUAAUUUUCUCCAGUACUUAGAAAAAUGAACAAAAUAUAAAAUUAAGAACUUUUUAUCAAAAGUGAAUAAUCAUUAGAACUUAUAAGAAAUGUCUUCAUUUUACAAGUUUAGAGGUUGAAGUCUUUAAAAUUGAGUUCGAAAAGUUCCUCGUUUUUUCUGUAGAAAUUGUCUAUGGUCACUAUAUAGGAACCUUGAAGCAGUAAAACGUUUGACUUUUUUAAUAAUCCUCGUACAAUAAUUAUCACAAUUUUUUAUUUAAAAAAUCAAUGCUCGCCGUUGACUUUUGAUACUUAUAGGAAAAAAAACAUUCAUCUUCAAAUUUAGUGUUCGGACCUUCUAAAUAAUGAAAACUUAAUGAUACUUCAACUCAACGUCGUCGUCCUUUUUACUGCGUUCUUCCAAAGGAGGUAAUUUAAAUAUUUCUUUCUUUCCUUUUUUUUGUAUAAAAUGUAAAAUAUACGUAUGUGUUCAUAAUAA